UCCUUUUCUUGAAAAAGAACUAUCCUAAUUCGUCUUGGACUCUUUGGGGCUUUUGCCGUCUUGAAAAUCAGUUUGUGCUAUUGGGAUUAGAAUACUGAUGAGAUGGUUCGUUGCGUCGAAACCCAAAUACAAAGUACACCGGAAUACUUCUGGGUGCUGCAUACCCUUCCUUGCAUUAUCAGUUACUACUUAAUUCUCACCUCGACAAAGCUCCAGAGGGUUUGGGGUUUUGCACCAGCUGAUGAAAGUUCCACUCUUCGGUGCACAUACAGCAGAAAGCACAGCCAAACAACUCUAUAGGCUCAACACUUCGCUGGCCAAGCUAACUCGCUCCCACCUCUACACAGAAUGCCUCCAGCUGUUCGUCCGAAUCCGCGGGACUCCUCCUCACUUGAAGCCCGACCACUACACUCUCUCCAGCGCCAUCACUGCCUGCGCCAAUGCUCGCGACGCCGCGCUGGGCGAGCAGCUUCACGCCCACGCCAUCCGGGCCGGCCUCAAAGCUUACCCGCACGUCGCGAACACCCUCCUUUCGCUCUACGCGAAAGCGGGAGAUGUGGGUUCUGUGAAAAGGGUGUUCGGGGAGAUUGAGAACCCGGAUGUGUACUCGUGGACGACGGUGAUGUCGGCUUGUACGAAGCUUGGGGAAGUUGACUAUGCCUGUGAGGCGUUUGAUGAAAUGCCUGACAGGGAUGUGGCAGUUUGGAAUGCCGUUAUUACUGGGUGUGCAGAUAAUGGGCAUGAAGAUAUUGCCUUUGCCAAGUUUAGGGAAAUGCAUGAACUGGGUGUUAGGCAUGAUAAUUAUAGUUUCGCUUGUGUGCUGAGCUUGUGUUCUUUGGAGCUGCUUGAGUUUGGGAGGCAGGUGCAUUGUUUAGUUACUAAGACGGGAUUUCUAAUAAAGGCCUCGGUUGUUAAUUCCCUGCUUACAAUGUACUUCGACAGCGAACGUGUUGGUGAUGCUUACAAAAUCUUUGGUGAUGCUGAAGUGCGCGAUGAAAUUACCUUUAAUGCGAUGAUAGAUGGUCUUGUGGGAAUAAGUAGAGAUGAGGAGGCUCUUUUGAUGUUCAGGGAAAUGCAAAGGUCUGGGCUUAGUCCUACUGAGCUCACCUUUGUAAGUCUCAUGAGUUCAUGUUCGUUUGAGAGAGAUGCUGUUCAAUUACAUGUUCAAGCUAUCAAAAGGGGUCUUGAAUCUUGUACUGCUGUUAUUAAUGCUGCAAUUACCAUGUAUUCUGGCUGUUGCAAUUUGGAGGCAGCUAAGACGGUUUUUAAUAGAUUGGAUAAGAAGGAUCUUGUGUCUUGGAAUGCCAUGAUCUCCAGCUAUGCUCAAUUAAACUUUGGUACAUCAGCGAUCUUGACCUUCCUACAAAUGGAAAGGCUUGGUUUCGAACCUGAUGAAUUUACUUUCGGAAGUUUGUUAACUAGCGCCGAGUCAACAGAAAUAGUGGAGAUGAUUCAUGCCCUUCUACACCAAAAGGGGCUCCUCUUGAAUAUUCAAGCUUCCAAUGCAUUAAAUUUGGCAUAUUCUAAGCAUGGGAAGAUGAUGCAUGCCUACCAAGUGUUUCGAGACAUAUCUUUAAAAAAUCUGAUCUCAUGGAAUACCCUAUUUUCUGGUUUGCUGUCAAAUGGUUUUCCAUUGCAGGGCUUACAAUGCUUUUCUGAGAUGUUUAUUUAUGAUCUUAAGCCGAAUGCAUGUACUCUUAGUACUGCUCUGGCCAUGUGUGCUACCCUCUGUUCCUUGGGACAUGCAAAACAGAUUCAUUGCUACAUCACCAGAAAUGCAUUUCUCUCAGAGGCUUCUUUGAGUAAUGGACUGAUCACAGCGUAUUCAAAAUGUGGAGUUCUGGACUCUUGCUUGAGAGUGUUUAAUAAGAUGCCCACGAGAGACACUGUAUCAUGGAAUGCCCUUAUCUCAGCUUUUGCUCAGCAUGGUAAAGGGAAGGAAGCAGUGAACUGUUUUGAGGCAAUGCGAGAUGAUUCUGAGUGUAAACCGGAUCUAGCUACUUUUACAGCGUUACUAUCUGCUUGCAGCCAUUCUGGUCUGGUUAGUGAUGGUACUCGCAUAUUUGACUCUAUGUUAAAUACAUAUGGCCUUACACCUCAAGAGGAACAUUUCUUAUGUAUGCUUGACCUUCUUGGUCGAGCCGGAUAUCUAGAUGAGGCUGAAACAGUAAUAAACAGUCAGCACUUUCGAGCACUUUCUAGCUCAUGGUGGACAUUGUUCAGUGCUUGUGCAUCUCAUAACAAUUUAAGGCUUGGAAGAGUUGUUUCCGAGUUGAUUCUAAAAAACGAGCCAGACAAUCCGUCGGUUUAUGUGCUUUUGUCAAAUAUAUAUGCAACUGCUGGUCAAUGGGAUGAGGCAGCGAAUGUGAGGAAGAUGUUGAAGAGCAAUGGGGUUGCAAAGCAGCGCGGUUGCAGCUGGAUCAGAUGUUAAUCCAGUUGAACAGUAGAUAUGCAUUAUCCUGGUAUUGGAAACAUUACAGACUUGAAAUGGGACGUUAAGCAAGAUCUGAGCUGGGAUAAAGUCUGAAAAUAUUUCCGGUUAUUAGACGACGACAUUUGCUGCUGUGCACCCUACUAAUAUGCAAUGCUGCUGCUAUGGAGUUGCAGGCACUGCCUGUCUUUCUUGAUAGUUCAGUGACCUUGAAACUUUUGUUUGGUGAGGUAUGUUUUCAUUCCGGGUAGCUUAUUUUAACUUGCAUUCAUGAGCAUGAGCCUCAUCUAGGAAUACGAUCUUUACUGCUCAUCCUAGCGAAACUCUGAUACAAUGCAACUUGUUAGGGAAUUACUGGAGAAAUGUACCCGUUACUCUGUUGCAGAUUAUACCCCAAGCAGUGUGUUCUGGCAAUUGGUGCAGCAGUGUCUCCAGUAGUCCAUGUUCUUGUCUUCAUCUGUUUUCAUGUUGCAUAAGCUUUUGGAUUUCCUUCUAGGAAAAGGACAGGAGGCUCUGUUUUGCCGUGCUGAGUUGAAAACACUUGUUGAUUUACAGGGUAACGAGGAAAAGGUGGCAAAGUUGCACGCAACAAGACGACUCUAAUUGCAGGAGCACUUGAACUCACUGAGAAAACUGCAAGAGAUGCGAUGACACCUAUAUCUGUAACUUUUGCCAUAGAUAUUAAUGCCAAACUUCAUAGGUAGCACAAUUUUUCAAUUAUACAAUAUAACAUGCAUGGCAUUUGUCUCACCUAUAUAGGGGAGGCAUUACUUGGUGUUAGUUGCAACGGUGCAGAGAUAUGCUCAAGUUGACUUUGGAGAAAGAACACAGCAGAAAUCCAGUAUAUUAUGAGCAAAAAAGAAAUACAAUUGGUCUUAUAUUCGUAAUUUCGAGUUAAUAUGAUGUCUACAACGCCA
Messenger RNA from Syzygium oleosum, 3348 nucleotides. Its product is annotated as pentatricopeptide repeat-containing protein At3g49740. Bases 242 to 2431 code for a protein of 729 amino acids. Gene Ontology annotation, biological process: RNA modification. The record is from RefSeq and is a predicted model, not a curated record. The transcript is spliced from 5 exons. Gene Ontology annotation, molecular function: protein binding; RNA binding. Lineage: Eukaryota; Viridiplantae; Streptophyta; Magnoliopsida; Myrtales; Myrtaceae.